Messenger RNA from Notothenia coriiceps (black rockcod), 1245 nucleotides. RefSeq names its product BTB/POZ domain-containing protein 18. Gene Ontology annotation, molecular function: protein binding. The coding region runs from base 1 to 1245 and encodes 414 amino acids. Gene Ontology annotation, biological process: positive regulation of transcription elongation by RNA polymerase II. NCBI's taxonomy places the organism in Eukaryota, Metazoa, Chordata, Actinopteri, Perciformes, Nototheniidae. The transcript is spliced from 5 exons. The record is from RefSeq and is a predicted model, not a curated record.
AUGGAAAUGAAGGUGACGUUUGAUUUGGGCAGUAGCCUACCAGUGAUCAGUACCCAUGUGGACAUGCAGCGGUACAGGUGGCCAGAUUAUGAGAUGAAGCUUCUAGAGGAGCUGCAGAAACAACAACACAAUGCCCGAUUCUGUGAUACCUUGUUGCAAACUGAGGGUAUCUCAGUCCCAACCCACAGUUGCAUCCUUGCAGCGCUGAGUCCUUACCUGUCUGAGAAGCUAUCAGCCUCCAUGUCUCCUCCAAGGGGCCAGAAGCGGCAGCUCCAGCUCCAGGCCCUGAAGGGCCAGACGCUGCUGAAGCUGGUUAGCCUUCUGUACUCAGGGGAGCUGGAGGUUAAAGGAGGUGUAGAGCAGGAAGACGUGCUGUCGGUAGCCCGAAAGUUUGGGAUCACAGACCUUGUUCAAGGACUGGAACAUUUGGAGGAAAAACAGAGGAAUGAAGGCAGAACAAUGCAGGAUGCACAAGUUCAGAAUGAGAUGGCUGAGAGGAGAGACCAAGAAUCUCCAUCCAGAAUGGGAAAAUGUGUAUCCAUAGGCACGCAAACUGUUGAAAAUAUAGUGGGAGGUUAUUUUACGCAGUCAACCCAAACUGAACAUCCAACCCCAGGGCCUUUAUCCUCUGGAGUUCAAAGUAUGGAUUUCUCACUCCAAUCUCAAAACAUUACACUUGAUAAACAUUUUCGUUCCACCCCCUGCCCACAUAUUCCCACUAUGCACAAUCAAACACAGAGCAAUGGAGAGUCUACGUUUGACUGCCCCUCUGAUAGUGAAGAAAAUCCCACAUCGGCUUUGUCCAGCAACGUUGUGACCUUUCCUAUUUCAAUUAAUGUUGACUCAAUCUCAACACCUCAGGAAGUUGCCGCCCACCAGCAGUCAUCUAAAUGUGAGAACACCCUACAGGUGCUGGCUAAGGAAGGGACUAAGAAAGGAUCGGAAGAUGGAAAAACAAAUGGCAAAAGAGCUGACGAUAAAGAAAAUGCGGAGCAGCCGAGCCACAGAGAUGAGAUGAUAAGACAGGGUAAAGGAAAGUCUACACUGAAGAGACUUGCACAUGUAGCGAGUAAGAGUAUGUCUAAGAUGAAGCAGGUGCACCACAUGAUGGAAACCACACAGAUUUCUAUUAAGGUGAAGCUGAAGAAGAAUACGGAGACAGGAGAGGUGUGGGAAGUUGUGAGCAGGAGAGAAACAGAGGAGACGCUGACACUUCCUUUCACCCUGACACAGAUCCCUCACUAG